Homarus americanus (American lobster) is the source of this 453-nucleotide messenger RNA. RefSeq names its product extensin-1-like. The coding region runs from base 1 to 453 and encodes 150 amino acids. The record is from RefSeq and is a predicted model, not a curated record. The transcript is spliced from 2 exons. Lineage: Eukaryota; Metazoa; Arthropoda; Malacostraca; Decapoda; Nephropidae.
AUGGAUAUUCGUGUGAUUUGUCCACCCAUCACCAGUGUCCACCCAUCACCAGUGUCCACCCAUCACCAGUGUCCCCCAUCUCCAGUGUCCCCCAUCUCCAGUGUCCACCCAUCACCAGUGUCCACCCAUCACCAGUGUCCACCCAUCACCAGUGUCCACCCAUCACCAGUGUCCACCCAUCACCAGUGUCCACCCAUCAGUGUCCACCCAUCUCUGCGUCCACCCAUCACCAGUGUCCACCCAUCACUAGUGUCCACCCAUCACCAGUGUCCACCCAUCACCAGUGUCCACCCAUCACCAGUGCGUCCACCCAUCACCAGUGUCCACCAUCAACAGUGUCCACCCAUCACCAGUGUCCACCCAUCACCAGUGUCCACCCAUCACCAGUGUCCACCCAUCACCAGUGUCCACCCAUCACCAGUGUCCACCCAUCACCGUGACAAACCGUGUUGA